Symphalangus syndactylus (siamang) is the source of this 2073-nucleotide messenger RNA. RefSeq names its product testis expressed 55 (gene TEX55). The record is from RefSeq and is a predicted model, not a curated record. Lineage: Eukaryota; Metazoa; Chordata; Mammalia; Primates; Hylobatidae. Gene Ontology annotation, cellular component: nucleus.
UCAGGGACGCGGCAGGAAAUGGAAGAGCCUCCGCAAGAGGCUCUGGCUGAACCCUUGAAACAUGAAAGCACAGCCGCUCCCUCAAGUGCUGGCCACACUAAUGGCCAGGAAGAAGACGACCAGAAAAACCAGGCCGAAAGGAAGGCAGAUAACCACACUGCUCGCAGAAUAGCCGACCAGACUGCCCUAAGAGUGCCUAGCCAGGCUGAAUCCAACAUAUUUAGCCAAGCUACCAACGGAGUAGCUGAACAAAAUGGGCAUAGUACACCUGGUCAAGCUGGCCGCAGAGCAUCCAACCCUGCUGAUGUUUCUGACCUUAGAGCAGAUGAUCAGGUUAUCCAAACACCGUCUGAACAGACUGAAGGCAAGGCAUCUAGCCAAGCUAAUAAUGUACAGUAUGAACAGAGUGAUGGUCAGGUGUCUGGCCUGACGGAGGAAAGAACUGCUGAACAGAUUGAACGAAGAUUACCUAGCCAGGCUGAGAGAAGAACUUCUGGGCAGAUUGAUGGUAGACUGUCUAUGCCAUCUGACCAGAGAGGUUCCAGACAGACUGACCACAGAAUGUCAGGCCAGGCUGAGAGAAGAACUUCCGAGCAGAUUGGUGGUAGAUUAUCUACACAGUCUAGCCGAAGAGCUUCUAAACAGACCGACCACAGAAUGGCAGACCAGUCUGAGAGAAGAGCUUCCGAGCAGACGGAUCGCAGAAUGUCUGGCGAGGCUGAGCGAAGAACUUCUGAGCAGAUUACACACAGAUUAUCCAAACUAUCUGAGAGAAGACCUUCUGUGCAGAUUGACAGUGGGUCAUCCAUACCAUCUGACCGAAGUCCUUCUGUACAGAUUGACAGUGGAUCGUCCGUACCAUCUGACCAAAGACCUUCCGUACAGAUUGACCGCAGAAUGUCAGGGAAAGUUAGGAGAAGAACUUCUGAGAAGACUGACUACAGAUUGGCUAGCCUGGCUGACCAAGGAACUUCUGAGCAGACUGACCUCAGAUUGUAUGGCCUCGUUGACCACAAAACAUCUGUAAAGACUCACCACCAAGUGUAUGGCCAAGCCACUGAACUAGCUGAACCCCAGGCUAUUGACCAAGCUCAUAGUAAUGCUGAUCAACCUCCAGUUGACAAUGCUUACUACAGUGAAUCUGACCAGAUUGACCACUUAGCAGACAGACAAGCUAAUCAUGAAGACGAGCUGUCUUACUAUGAAACACGUGGCCAGUCUGAAGACAGAACAUUUCCGCAGUUAGGCAACAGCAAGGAGGACAAAGAGGCUGACUACAGAGUGCAACCCUGCAAAUUUGAGGAUAGCCAAAUAGACCUCAAUUCCAAGCCUUCAGUUGAAAUGGAAACUCAAAAUGCAACCACUAUCCCAGCCUACAACCCAGUUGAUGCCAGAUUCACCAGUAACUUCCAAGCAAAAGACCAAGCCCUUUUCCCAAGACUCCCCUCCAUCUCAUCCAAAUUGAACUAUAUCAGCAGUCAAGAAAAAACUCAAGCCAUAGUAACCAAAUCUGGUGAAUUUUCAGAAAUUGAGCAAGGAAAGGGUUAUCGUACACCCAAUCAAACUUAUAGAAGGUUCCCUUCUAUAGUUUAUGAAGAUCCUUAUCAAGUUUCACUCCAAUACAUGGAAAAACACCACAUUCUGCAAAUAUUCCAGCAGAUUACGGAAAACUUAGUCUAUGAAAAGCCAGAGGACCCCCUGAAUUUUAUGCUGUGCCAGAAUGAGGCAAUGAAUAAGAGGGAUAGGCUUGGUAUGGUACAGCGAACCUGUCUGAAGAUGUUUGUCUAAGAAGAAAAGGGAGAAAAUAAAGAUCAAGCUUCAUAUGCAAUGACUCAGGCUCUCUACCAAAAGAGCUAUCUAAUAUGGAAGACCAAUCAGCUAAAAGUGUAUUCAGCUCUUAGUCCCUAAGUGGAAAGAAGUAGUCCCAGGCCAGGAGUAAACACUAAAAAUUCUGGGUGGAACUUACCGUCAAGCAGAAGAGAAAGAGGUGUCUCAGAACUGGCCCUUUUGGAGUAAAACUGAAAGAGGACAUGGAUGGCUAUGUCAAAUAUAAAAGGAAAAUAAAUGUUUCAA